Molecule: messenger RNA, 3692 nt
Organism: Acanthopagrus latus (yellowfin seabream)
Lineage: Eukaryota; Metazoa; Chordata; Actinopteri; Spariformes; Sparidae
Gene: cfap61
Product: cilia and flagella associated protein 61
Exons: 25
Coding region: 162-3566 (1134 amino acids)
Source: RefSeq, a predicted model, not a curated record
GGGCUCGCUAGCUAGCCCAUCCUGCAAUGAAAAAUUACAGUUUUACGGCAGUUGCGUUAACAUUACUUAUGAAUUAGUUUCUAAUUUCUCAUUUAAGAGUAGAGUUAUAGGACAUUAGAAUAAAAUAAGAUUACUGGGAGAUACAUAUUUUACAGGUGAAGAUGAGGACCCUAACUUCACCCAGUGGUCAAGAGGAAGCUGUGACCGUCAGAAGGAGUGAAUCAGCGGAUGCUCAGGGGAUUGACAGCCUCAUCACCCCUUCGGCUCAGGCGGUUUUUGGAAGGGUCAACGUAAUUCAUCUGCUAGAGAAAGCCAAUCUGGCCGUGACUCUGGCCAAUGAAAAGGAUGACAUUGUGGCCCACGCUUCGUUCUUCGAUUACCCUGUUGGAGACUUGGUGGAUCCGGCUCACUGGGAACGUUUCCUGCAGAAACACUUCAGAGCUGAAAAAUGCACACCUUUGAACACACUCUACCUCCACCUUUUUGUGGCACAGCCAAAUUUUGUCGCAGCAAGUGUAAAGGAAAUAAUGAGGGCUGUCUUUAAUGCAGUUGGAGAGCUUGAAUACAUCUGCCUGAUCAGCCCAAACAUUGGUGUUUUAGAGCCAGCUCUAGAGAAGGUAUUUGAGCCAUUGAAGCACCUGACUGACCCUGGACCUCAGUGUUCAGCAUUCAUCUGCCGAAGACAAAAGCUCUGUCCAAGGCUUCAUAUCCGCCCAGCCAGGGUUGAAGAUCACGAUGAUAUCAUGCACUUAUUUGCAGAGCAGACAAAACUACUACAAACUACAGACAUAGUGGAUCAGUCGUACUUCCUGGCCGAGCUCAUCGAGGCCCAGAAUGAGAAGAAUUGCACCGCUGUGUGUGAGAGUGACGGAGUGGUUGUUGGCUUCAUCAGCGUCACUUCUGAUGUUGAUUUGAAACAGCUGCACAGCUUUGAGUUGAGCGAGUUUGAUGGUUUGUACAAACGAAUAAAACACAAUGAAGCCGCUGCUCAGCCUGACUCAAGUAAAGACGAAGAAGAUUCACAGCAGGAGAAGACACCGUCGAAUGGAGCAGGACAAUUUUCAGAGAAAUCCAACGCUUUCUGUAUUCAGUUCUUUGCUAUUGACAAGAGCUAUGAAACAAGAUCAGUGGAUUUUAUUCCAUAUGUAUUCAAACUCUUUCCUGACCUGGACUUCUGCAUCAUCACUGUCCCGAUGCUGUCCCCUGAGUUCCUGUUGCUGCAGAACUUCCUCAGGGUGCCACACCGCAUCACCACCUUGCUGCCAUAUGAACUCUACAUAUUCCCCCGCACCGGGCUCAGGAGUGUGAAGGUGAGGCUGGCUGUGGCUGCAGACCGGCCGGCUGUCUAUGAUCUGGUGACGGGUCUGAGUCUGAAGAAUUCCCUGCUGCAGGACCUGGACUGCUUCUAUGAGACACGCAGCGACCUGGACGGGGUGCCGCUGCAGGCCUUCGUGGCCCAGGUGGACGGUCAGGUUGUGGGGAUUCUGAUCAUGAGAGACGAGCAGGAUGUCGAGUACAUUCGAGCCCACUACAACAUCGAGAACUUCAUCUACUUCAGCCAUCACCGCUACGAGGAGCACGCUCAGAUACGCCACUUUGUCCUCAACCCGUCCUUCCAGCACUUCAGCAAACACUUGUUUAAGGAAGUGCUCCGCCUGGCUCACAAAUCCUGCCUCUACCACCGAAUGUACCCCCCCGACUGCAGCCAGGAGAAUUCCUGCGUCCACCAUCUGGAUUUUGUCCUCAACUGCGCAGUCCCCGUACGCCUGCGACGCCAGAUCAUCUACCCGCUGGAGGAGCUUGGCAUCAACGCCCCUUCCAGGCGGAUCACCGAGGACCAGGCACCGUUUGCUCUCAGCCUCAUCAGCAGGAAGUUAACCAUGGAGCCGAAGGUCACGGUUAAUGCCAGGAUUGUGGUGGUGGGGGCAUCGGACACAGGUUUAUCUUUCCUUGAGGUGCUUUGUUUCUGCCCUCACCUGAGGUUCAACAACCUGACCCUCAUCUCAACACACGGUUUCCCCAGCGACUGUAACCACGAGGACGUUGGGUUUCUGUCCACAAGUCAUGCAUACAGCAGCAGAGACUUGGCCCGGCUUCCUCUGCAUUCCUACGUCAACGUGGUGACUGGGAAGAUGGUGGGCAUCAACAGGAAGUCCAAAUAUGUCCGUGUGUCUGGUGGUGAGAAGGUGCCCUACGAUCACCUCAUCCUCUGUACCGGCCUGCAGUACCGGGUCCCCUGUCCUACUGGUGUUGACGUGAGCCAGCCCGUCACAAACAGCCAGCUGCCGACUCAGUCCACCCAUCGCAGGUACACCGGGCCCGUCCCAUCCAACCUCUUCACCCUCAACGACCUCCACGACUGCAUGGCUGCUCACCGCUGGCUGUGUGCCAACUUUGUGGAGCUGGAGGAUAAUGCCGUUGUCUAUGGAAACAGCAUCGAUGUCUUCACCACUGUGGAGACUUUGCUGAGCCUCGGUGUCCAGGGAAAUCGUAUCCACCUGGUCCUCACACCUCCUGAGCCCGCCGCCUCCUGCUUUAGCGACCCUAAUGUCGAGAAGGCUGUGGUGACAGCCAUGUCGAAGGCCGAGGUCCAGGUCCACCAUGACUGCAUGCUGGCCCAGAUGAACCACGGAGACGAACAUCCCGAUCCUCUCACAUCUGUGUCAUUCAGCACCGACGCAGAGCCUCUUCAUCUGCAGUGUGGAGUGUUCAUCAACCUCUCCAAUAAAGGAGUCGACUACGACGCCUUCGAGAGCAUCAACAACUCCUUCCUUGUCUUCGACAGCAGACUCGUCAUAAACGCAUCUUUCCACACCAGCGAUGAAGCCAUUUGUGGUGCCGGUCCGCUCACCAAAUACUCCCGCAGCUACUACACAGACGAGUGGUCGCAGGCCAACUUCAACUCGAAGGAAGUGGGUCAAGAGCUGGCAGCCAUGUUGCUGCCGCUCUUCGACCCGACGCAGGAGCCUGCGGACGAGCCUCCACCUGGAGCGGAUCGUCUUGUUCCACUCUACAAACAAGCCAAGAUUCAAGGGGGGAAGCUGCCCGGAGGUUUCAACUACCUACACGUUUCCAAACCGUCUGCGAACCUGACAGAACCUCCUGCCAAACAUUUACAGGACAGAGGCAUUGUCACCGGACGAGUGGAGACAGGAAACUACUUCUGUUUACACCUCGACUGUUACGAGCUGGUGGAGACACUCACCUGUCUGUCCCUGAAGCCCCUCCCCGUCUACAAUUACCUGAGUCUGUACGGGAAACACCAGCAGCUGCUGGGCCAGCUGCUAACACGCUACAACCAGGGCCUGAUCCAUGACCUGUACAGUUUCUUCAGACAAAGCUGGUGUUUGGCCGUUUGUCACGACAGAUUCUCCGACUUUGAGCAGGAGCUUCAACAGAUCACCUCGACGACAGACGACGAGUCGAGGCAGCAGCUGACAGAGGACGCUAACAACUCCAACGUCCUCACUCCGGAGAGGCGAGCGGCUCUGAGGAGCAGCGCUGUGAAAUAUCUGACCUACAACCGCAACCUGCUGCCCAUGUUCGCAUACCCGGGACAGCUGUGACAUCAUCAGUGCCAUCACCAGGUUAACGAUGUCUUUUAAGUCUGACAAAUGUCUUCAAACUACAGAAUAAACUGUUAAACUGAACAAAUGCACUUUAUUUAUAAAGUUAAGCUGACGUUCACUGUU